AUGGCCCCUAAUGGUGGCAAGCAAGGGAAGUCAUCAGAUUCCUCGAAACGUAAACGCGAAGAAGCCGUUGAUCUUACGAGCGAUAACUUGGAGACGCGUCAGACGCCAAAAACGUCGCGCACAUCUUCAACGCGCACACCUUCUCACUCACAAAGCUCUGCUGCUGGAAACCGGAGUCUUGCUCGUACACCUUCGUGGACUCAACCAAGUCCCUCAUCGCAAAGAAGUCGCACCGCUCAAGUCCCACCAUGGACUCCACCUCAGCAGCACAGUCAGGCUGAACGCGACGCUUGGCUCCAGGAAGAAGACAACGAUAUCUUCGAGAAUGUCGCAUCUUCGCAAUCCCCUCCUGUAGCCCACGACCAGUAUCAGAAGUAUGGCUCUCUCGACACCAAAAUCGUUGGUGUUCGCUUUUACACAGGCUUUGCAACUGUCGGAGAGAGGAUUACCAUAAAGCGAGAACCGAGUAAUCCCUAUGACUCCAAUGCUAUUCGAAUCGACAACAUGAUAAACGAGCAAAUUGGUCACAUCGGAAGAAAUGUGGCAGCCAAGCUCGCGAAAUACAUUGACAACGGCUGGCUUCUCAUGGAAGGAUCGCUCUCUGGAGACAUCGGCCAAUAUGACUGUCCCGUUAAUAUCGACUUCUUUGGACCUCCUCUGAGCUCACCCUUGAGUGAGGAAGUUCGCGAACGCAUGAUGGUCGACAGGUUGCCAACUCAGGACAUUAGUAGGUUUGAGCGCGACCAGAAGAAAAUGCAGCAAACCGUGGAACGAAAGAGAGCUGCCAAUUCUCAGUUCACUGCUUCACAGCCACCUGGUCUUGGUGGUAGCUCACAAGAGCAGACUAUGGAAGACAUCAUCAGUGGCAGCGAACAAUUCAAUCCGAGAGACGUCAGCCGAGCUGCGGAACAGUUUGGUACUUCUGAGGACGAUCUUGCAGCCAUGGUCAAGGCCAAACAGCCCAUGCGACUCAGUACAACCAUGCUUCCGUACCAGCUUCAAGCACUUGCAUGGAUGCUUGAUAAGGAAAAUCCCAAAGUUCCUGCCAAGGGCUCCAAAGACUUCGUACAGCUUUGGCGCAGACACGAGCGUUAUCCUAACGCAUUCACCAACAUUGCAACCAACUUCUCCAUCAAGGACAAGGAGCCUGUUCUCGCAGGUGGUGGUAUCCUUGCUGACGAUAUGGGUCUUGGAAAGACACUGGAAAUGAUAUCACUGCUGGUGUCGGACCUCGAGGACUUUACGCCAAGUCAACAAGCCGAAUCGAGUGCUACCCUGAUCGUCGCACCUCUAUCUGUAAUGUCCAACUGGAGCGAUCAGAUUGCACGACAUGUACGUAAGGAUCAACCUUUACGUGUAUACACCUACCAUGGAGCCGGAAAGAAGUCGAUGGGUCCUCAGGACUUCUCGCAGUACGAUGUCGUGAUCACCACCUAUCAGACACUUGCAAGCGGUUGGGCUUCAGGUGGAAAGCCACCCAAGUCAAAGGGACUGUACUCGGUCCAUUGGCGACGUGUCAUCCUUGACGAAGGUCACAACGUCCGGAAUCCUACCAGCAAAGGUGCUAGCGCUGUUACUGCUGUGCUUGCACGCUCACGCUGGGUACUGACUGGCACGCCUAUCAUAAACUCGCUCAAGGAUCUUUACUCUUUGCUCCGCUUUAUCGGAAUUACUGGAGGAUUAGAGAAGUUGGAAGUUUUCAACAGCGUCCUCGUUCGUCCGGUCAAGAACAAUGACUCUAGUGCGAUAGCUCUUCUCCAGGCAAUCAUGUCUUCAUUCACUUUGCGCCGUCGCAAGGAGAUGAAGUUUGUUGAUCUCAAGUUGCCAGAACUGUCUGAGUUUGUUCACCGUAUCGAGUUCGCAGACAAGGAAAGGGAAAGAUACUCGGCACUGUUAAAAGAAGCUCAAGGCACUCUGUCAUCAUACCGCAAGGUUGAAGGCCAGAAAGCUGCUGAAACGUAUCGAUAUUUGCUGGAGAUCCUUCUCCGCCUGCGCCAAGUCUGCAAUCACUGGCAGAUGUGCUCAGAGCGUGUGACUAACCUGAUGGAGCAAAUUGCAAAACAAAAGGUUGUCGAAAUGACUCCAGAAAACCUCAAGGCUCUGCAGGAUAUGCUCUCGUUGAGCAUCCAAUCACAGGAAGAAUGUGCUGUCUGCCUCGAUGAUUUGCACAAUCCUGUCAUCACACCUUGCGCACAUGUCUUUGGCAGGGAGUGUAUUGAGCGGGUCAUUGAAACACAGAAGAAGUGCCCAAUGUGCCGCGCGGAGCUCAAGGACAACUCAGUCCUCGUUCAGCCAGCCAACGACUUUGGUGAUGAGGCCAGGGAUGAGUCAAUCGAUUUCGUUGCUAGCAGCACCAAACUCGAAGCGCUCAUCGACAUUCUCAAGGCAUCAAAGAAGGGUACAGGAAACAAGACUGUUGUCUUCUCUCAAUGGACCAAGUUCCUCGAUAUCGUACAAGCGAGACUUGAUCGCGAAGGCUUCAAAUACUGCAGACUCGAUGGCACCAUGUCUGUCAGACUCCGAGACCAAGCAUUGCACGCCCUCGAGGAAGACCCAGACUGUACCAUCAUGCUAGCGAGCUUGGGCGUGUGCAGCGUUGGUCUGAAUCUCGUCGCUGCCAAUCAAGUCAUCCUAUCGGACAGUUGGUGGGCGCCUGCCAUUGAAGAUCAGGCUGUCGAUCGUGUGCAUCGUCUGGGACAGACAAAGAAGACUAGCGUCUUCCGUCUUGUCAUGGAAGACAGCAUCGAAGAGCGCACCCUCGAAAUUCAAGCCGAGAAGCGCAAACUCAUGAUGAUGGCUUUCCAAGAAAAGGACAGCAAGAGAAGCAAGACCAAGGCGUCGAGACUGGGAGAUGUGGAAAAGUUGUUGAGAUGA
Molecule: messenger RNA, 2874 nt
Organism: Aureobasidium namibiae CBS 147.97
Lineage: Eukaryota; Fungi; Ascomycota; Dothideomycetes; Dothideales; Saccotheciaceae
Product: putative SNF2 family helicase
Exons: 6
Coding region: 1-2874 (957 amino acids)
Molecular function (GO): ATP-dependent chromatin remodeler activity; ATP binding; zinc ion binding
Source: RefSeq, a predicted model, not a curated record